Molecule: messenger RNA, 1869 nt
Organism: Capsicum annuum
Lineage: Eukaryota; Viridiplantae; Streptophyta; Magnoliopsida; Solanales; Solanaceae
Product: tetracycline resistance protein, class A
Exons: 14
Coding region: 313-1650 (445 amino acids)
Biological process (GO): transmembrane transport
Molecular function (GO): transmembrane transporter activity
Source: RefSeq, a predicted model, not a curated record
UCCUUCCUUCAACCAAAACUUGCAUAUCGUUUAGUUGGUAAAUACUUUAGACUGUAUAAAUACUUUUACUACUUAGAGUGAAUAUAAUUUUUUCACCAUAUGUCAUGCAAAAAAGAAAAAGAAAGACACAUUCAAAAGAUUCUAAAGUCAUGAAACAAAACAAAAACAGCACAGAAACAAUUUUUCUCCUAUGAUGUUCUGUCUUAGCUUCUUUCUCUGCUUUUCAUGAGAUUAUUGGCUUUUUGCUCUUUUCAUUUUUCUAUAAAUUCAGUGUUGUUUUUAGAGGUGUGAAAGGGCAACAAAUAUAAUUUGAUGGAAAGAAUUGAAGCAAUGGAGAAAUUUUGUUGUGGGCUAAGUCACCUCUACAUGACAGUAUUUUUGAGUUGCUUCUCUGCAUUCAUGGUGAUUCCAUCUAUGACUGAUGUUAGUUUAUCAGCCAUUUGUCCUGGACAAGAUGAAUGUUCACUUGCUAUUUACCUUACUGGGGUUCAACAAGUGAUAGUAGGAUUGGGAUCACUAGUGAUGAUGCCAGUGUUGGGGAAUUUGUCAGACACAUAUGGGAGAAAAGUCAUGCUUACUGUUCCCAUGACUCUUUCCAUCUUCCCUCUAGCGAUAUUGGCAUACAGCAGGACAAAAUACUUUUUCUAUGCUUACUACGUGCUAAGGACCCUCAUUGCUAUGACUUGUGAAGGAAGUGUUGAGUUUCUUGCUCUUGCCUAUGUGGCUGAUAAUGUUCCAGAAACUCGUCGUGCUUCUGUUUUUGGAGUCCUCUCAGGAAUUGCUUCUUCUGCCUUUGUCUGUGGAAACCUCUCUGCUAGAUUCCUAUCCACUGCUUCCACUUUCCAAGUUGCUACAGCAAUGGCAGUGAUAUCUUUAGUAUACAUGAAGAUGUUCCUCCCAGAGUCGAUAAUGAAAGACAACAAUUUUUCGAAUGAAACAGAGGCUAUUUGUCUAUUGGAAAAAGCUCCAAAGAAAGGAUUAGAAUUUUUCAAGACAUUGCCUUCUUUUUGUGAUAUGCUCUACUUGUUAAAGACCAGCUCAACAUUCUUACAUGCAGCUAUUGUUUCGUUUUUUGUCAAUGUUGCACAAGUUGGCCUUGAGGCUUCUUUACUUUUUUUCUUGAAGGCACAAUUUCACUUUGACAAAACUCAAUUUGCUGAUUUGAUGAUAAUUUCUGGGAUAGCAGGAUCCAUAUCACAGCUACUUCUCAUGCCCAUAGUAGUUCCUGCUUUUGGAGAAGAGAAGUUGCUUUCUAUUGGCCUCUUCUUCAGUUGUUUUCAUAUGGUGCUUUACAGCAUUGCUUGGUCCUUUUGGGUCCCUUAUCUUGGUGCUUUGAUCUCUGUUUUGUCUAUUUUUGCAAUGCCUUGUUUAAAGAGCAUUGUAUCUAAGCAAAUUGGACCAAAUGAGCAGGGAAAAGUCCAGGGGUGCAUCACAGGCAUAUGUUCAUUCGCAAGCGUAGUUUCUCCACUAAUAUUUAGCCCUUUAACAGCUUUAUUUCUAUCGCAAAAUGCACCCUUUCAUUUCCCCGGAUUCGGUAUAGCUUGUGCUGCCUUUGCCUCGAUGCUAGCCUUCAUUCAGAGUCUCAUGAUAAAGCCUAAUAAUGAUGUAGCCAAUUCCAGUGUAAAUGAUUCAAAUUUAGCAGAGCCAUAGCCUUGCAAAUUAGAGUAACCACAUUGUAUAUAUAGUACUUUAUUUACUAAUUUAUUCUAUUUUUGAAGCCAAAUAUUAGUUACCUGACCCUCUUCCUAAUGGGAUAUUAAGAAUUUGUAGAAAUGUAUGAAAUCAAUUAUUAAGUAGAUAUUUAAGGUUUUUUUGUAUGCUAUUUAUUAUUAAAAGUGAAUGCAAUAUGAUGUAAUUUAUUUUCUUCAA